This is a messenger RNA of Symbiodinium sp. CCMP2592, 558 nucleotides long. NCBI's taxonomy places the organism in Eukaryota, Dinophyceae, Suessiales, Symbiodiniaceae. The record is from the annotation of a GenBank genome assembly.
AUGGCGGACCAGUCGAAGGCCAUGCUGGCUGUGUGCAGCUAUGUCUCCAAGGUCGCCAGCGAGGUUCGAGACCGCUUAGAAGCGGGAAAGGUACCAAAUCCAGACCAGCUGUCCAAGUAUGUGCAGCAGGUGGUUGAUCAGCUCCAAAAGUUGGUCAAGGGGGCGCCGAGGAAUAUCCAGGAUAAGAUGGCCGGCCCCUUCCAUGGAUUCUACGAUUUCUGGGGCAACAAGACCAACAAGCCCCUGAGUGCACAGAGCUUUCUCGGCAUCCUCGAGGAUUUGGAGGACGUCUUCCCUGUGCCAGCCAAUGGCGAUGGAGACGCAGGCGAGGUGGAAGCCUCAUCGGUGUAUCUCCCGACGCAGAUUCGACAGGUCAAGAAAGGGAGCCCAAAAAGAGAGGCCGCUGUAGCUCCGUUAGCCGAGCCAUCAGGCCUCCGUGACUGGGUUCCUCUGACUUUCGUUCUCCUUGAGCACUCGAAGACUUCAGUCAGCUACCAGACUUUCAUGGUAGCGGAGCCCUUGUGGCUCCAAAACCGAUCCGGGGACCUAUACUGCUGA